CUGAGCCAACUUUGUCGCCAUUUGCGUCUCCCUAUUGUGAGCGUGCAGCAGCUCCCUCUGCAGGGGGCCCGGCUGCUACUGAAAGGGACGUCCCUGAGUAAAAGCUACUCCAACCAACCAAGUUCCUGCAGACCAGAUCUCAGACUUCUGCCUGCUGAGUGUUUGGACCCCUGCUCUGCUAUCUGUUAUCUGGGUCUAAAUCUCUCCAUUUUUAAUCAAAUUUACACCAUAAACUGCAUGUUUACUUGACAAGAUGAGACUGACGUUUGGGACUCUGUCUAUGAAAGAGAACUCUUGUGCCUCCGUGUCUGGUGUCACUGUUGCUCUGUGUCUCCUGACCCUCCUACUGAUGGCCCUCAGGGGCCGAAAAAGUCACUACAAGUACCCCCAAUUAAAUCAAACAAAAUAUCCCCCUCCACCUGGCCCAACGCCAUGGCCGCUCGUCGGUAAUUUGCUUCAAAUGGGGGACCAGAUUCAUCUUUCUCUGACCCGUUUGAGGCUCCAGUAUGGUGAUGUUUUCCAGAUGCGCCUUGGGUCUCUGACUGUGGUGGUCCUGAGUGGCUACUCCACCAUCAGACAAGCAUUGGUUCGGCAAGGAGAAGCUUUCGCUGGAAGACCUGAUCUGUUCACCUUUUCUGCCGUAGCCAACGGGACCAGUAUGACCUUCAGUGAAAAGUACGGACCGGCCUGGAUGCUCCAUAAGAAGCUGUGUAAGAAUGCCCUCAGGUCAUUCUCACAGGCUGAGCCCAGAGGCUCCGGCGCCAGCUGCCUGCUGGAGGAGCACAUCUGUGCUGAGGCAGCAGAGAUGGUCGAGGUGAUUCAGCAACAAGCUGCAGCUAACGGGGAUAUGAUAGGUGUAGAUCCGGUUAAGGCCCUGGUAACGUCAGUAGCAAAUGUUGUCUGCGCCCUCUGCUUUGGUAAAAGGUACGAAUACAACGACAAGGAGUUUCUCACUAUUGUUCACAUCAACAACGAGGUCCUGAGGAUCUUUGCUGCAGGGAACCUGGCAGAUUUUUUCCCUGUGUUCCGCUACUUUCCGAGCCCAUCUCUGAGAAAGAUGGUCCAGCACAUCCGCAGGAUGAAUGGAUUCAUGGAGCAGAGCAUCAAGGAACACAUCAACACCUUUGAUAAGAACUGUAUCCGGGACAUUACGGAUGCUCUGAUUUCACUUUGUGAGGACAGAGAAGAAAAUAAGGAUACGGCUAUACUUUCCAAUUCUCAGAUCAUUCACACAGUCAUAGACAUCUUUGGAGCAGGAUUUGACACCAUCAUUGCUGGUUUACAGUGGAGCAUGUUGUACCUGAUCAAGUUCCCCGACGUCCAGGCUAGAAUACACCAGGAGAUAGAUGAGUACAUUGGCACAGCCAGACUGCCUCUGUUUUCAGAUAAGCCCAAGAUGCCAUUCACGGAGGCGUUCAUUUAUGAAGUUUUUCGUCAUGCUUCAUAUGUCCCGUUUACCAUUCCUCACUGUACCACGAGAAACAUCACCCUGAAUGGAUAUUUCAUUCCCAAAGAUACUUGUGUCUUCAUCAACCAAUUUCAAGUCAAUCGUGACCUUGAUCUUUGGGGUGACCCGGACACAUUUCGGCCUGAUCGCUUCCUGGGUUCCUCAGGACUUCUCAACAAGGAGCUGGCAGAAAAGGUUCUCAUCUUUGGAAUGGGGAAGAGACGAUGUCUUGGAGAUGAAUUUGCCCGUUUGGAGAUGUUUGUCUUCCUGACCACUCUGCUCCACGGGCUGCGGAUAGAAAAUGUACCAGGGCAGGAGCUGGAUCUGAGCACUGAUUUUGGCCUGACUAUGAAACCACGUCCAUACAGGAUUACCAUCUUUUCGAGGGUGUAGACUGUCAAAAAUUCCAAAUGAAUCUCUGUAUGGAAGUUGUGGAAUAUCACAACAUACAUUCAAAGUAUUACAUUUAAUAGCCAUCGUAUUUGGCUUAACAUGUUAGUGCCAUAGAGUUACAUUACCUCUAUUGAUAAAAAGAUUGGAAUUUCUUUCUUUGGGAAAUGUGUUUCUAAACCGAACAACAAAAGGGAAAAAUAUUUUUUGUGCAAAUGUGUACGGUUUUAAAAUUAGCUUAAAAUAGUAUUGAAUAUGAACUAACUUUAUGUUUGUAUUUAUGACAAUUGAGGGUCAUUCAGAGUGCUUCUUUGCCAGAACUUUGAAGCGUAGAGUCCCACCGCCUUCCUGUCCCGCAACACAUUAAAAAUGAAACUAGCUUGAAAACAGCCACUCAUUAAAAGCCUUUAUCUAAAGUUAUUAGUUACAGUUAAACACUAAGGGAGGAAGAGAGAGGCUGUUUCAGAUCAGUGCUUCAGGCCUCAAACUGUGUUCAUGCAGGGUUCAUCUUCACUCUCGUCAGCCCGCCUCUUCUCUUUGUUUCAACUCUUCUCCUAUCUCCUCCACAUCAGUUAAGAGUUCUUCAGUAAUCAGUUUCAGUUCUCAUCCCCCUUAUGUCUUCUUCCUGUCCUCACCGCCCUUCCCUUGUUCCUCCUCCUCCUCUUUUUAUUUUAGCUGCAGGCAAACUCUGUUAAGCUAACACAUCUUCUGUCAUUUCCAAAGUCUCUCUCAGCGGCCUUCUGAGGAAUUACGCAACAAAUAUAUAUUAAGACAUAUAAGUCCCUCAUGUUUUUGAAUAUCCUCAUCCUCGCCCAUCGGUACUGUGACCUCCCCCACACUAAGAUAAGAUAUAGUGCCAGACAUCAGAAACAGAGAAAGUGUGAAAUCAGCCAUUUCUAAUUUUAUAAGCCAAAUGUAAAGCAUGCAUAGGAACAAAAGAGGAGCUAAGCAGGAAUACUAAUGAGAACUUCAUCCCUUAAUAGAAAGUUUUAAGUCAUUUUGAUACUAUCAUCCAUCCAGAGAAAGUGUACUGACUUCCCUUCAAAAUUAUUUUACAGUGGCGCAGUGGUUAGUGCGUGCGCCCCAUGUAUGGAGGCUAUAGUCUUCCAAGCGGGCGGCCCAGGUUUGAAUCCAGCUUGUGGCUCCUUUCCCGCAUGUCAUUCCCCACUCUCUCUCCCUGAUUUCAGACUCUAUCCACUGUCCUAUCUCUACAAUAAAGGCACAAAAAACCCAAAAAUAAAUCUUAAAAAAAACAAAACAA
Labrus mixtus (cuckoo wrasse) is the source of this 3098-nucleotide messenger RNA. RefSeq names its product cytochrome P450 1A1. Gene Ontology annotation, biological process: progesterone metabolic process; hormone biosynthetic process. Gene Ontology annotation, molecular function: iron ion binding; heme binding; oxidoreductase activity, acting on paired donors, with incorporation or reduction of molecular oxygen, reduced flavin or flavoprotein as one donor, and incorporation of one atom of oxygen. The record is from RefSeq and is a predicted model, not a curated record. The coding region runs from base 254 to 1840 and encodes 528 amino acids. Lineage: Eukaryota; Metazoa; Chordata; Actinopteri; Labriformes; Labridae. The transcript has 8 exons.